AGAAGAACAGAGCUCCUCCCUUCGCUACUCUUCUACUCUACUAUGUACUGAGCCAGUGCCAUUGACUUCGCUACUCUUCUAGGUCUACUCUACUGUCACUGAGCCAGUGCCAUUGACUUCGCUACUCCUCUACUGAGCCAGUGCCUUUUACUUCGCUACGCUUCUACUCUACUGUCAGUGUCACUGAGCCAGCGCUAUUUACUGGUGUUUACUUGUUAGAUGCCGUACAUACUGCAAGCUACCUAGUACUACAUGUAGUAGCAGUACAAUCGUGUAGAUCUACCUGGGAAACUCAAGACAACACUGUCAACAGCAAGCUGAUUUUUUAUUUCUAUUUUUGUACAUCAGAUUCUAUACUGCACGUCUAGUCUUAGCUCAAGGCUUGGACUUGGAGACGACUCCAGUCUCGAUCGGCGAGGUGAUCAACAGUCCGGUCCACGACCAGCGUGUGUGCAAAGGAGACGGACCGUCAUUCUCAAACACCCGCUUGGUAGAUCUACGCCCGAUAAUACACUACAUUGUCCAUGAUUGUACUCAUUCUGUACUGGACUGUAGCGUGGGCUCCUCAAAUCUAGAUUAGAGAAAAGGUGGACUGUUUUCCGUGCAUGUCGGAAGUUAGUUCCGACAAUUCACAUUACGCGGCCGGAGAGGCACCGGCCGGGCGGAAGGACAUUGCCGACUCAGACGCGAGCUACGAACUGAACCGAGAGUCGCUACUCGUUCCCUCUCGUCGAGACGGGAAGCAUGUCGAGUCGUCGGUCAAGGUCGGAUGACCUCCAGUUCACGCCGUUACUACAGUCAGAGAUAUACGAGGCAGCGAUGCCUGCAUCAGCCGCUGCCCGAAACGGACGACCCAGCCCUGGCCGGAUCAGGCCGCUGGGGCGGGAUGCGCUGCGCGAAAUGGUGAUAUCGCACUCCGACGCAUCUUCUCUGCUUCAUGAUUUGGGUGGCACUUUGCAGUCUGGACCUACCACUACCGGUUCCGGCGCUGCACCUGAAGCUCCUCCACCCGCCAGCUCUGCGGAGGAAGAGUUCUUCUUCGAUGAGCCAGGGGAAAUACCAAUGCAAGAUGACUACAUGGAGGAUGAUGGGAUGGACCCUGGAAUUGUGCGUGGAGAUCCGGGACGAGCUGAAGCAGCUGCCUCUCAACCGCCAGCCACACUGUUACGCCGCUAUGUAAACUGUGUUGCAAGUCAGCAGAGUGUGAAGGUACAUGGUGAAGACUGCAACGAAGACUGCGUGGACUGUGAGGGGGCAGGGUCGGAUCUUAGCACUCUAUCCGAGGAGGAGCGCUACAAACGCAUGGCCAUCUUGAAGCCUGAGGAGCUGUCCAGGAUGCUGCACCUUGCCCUCCUCAAACUUUUAAUGGGCAGUUCGGUAGAUCUCUUCUACAAGAAGCCGAGGCACGCUGUGCGUGUAUGCAGCGGUGUUUUGUCCGAGGACGAUAAGAUAGCCACUGCGCAGUGUUUCCUCCACGAGCAUCAUGAACAGCCAUUCACGGACAUGAUGCGAAUCGUCGCUAACUGGAUAUACCCUGAUCCGCAGCAGCAACAGCAGCAGCAGAAGGAGAAGCAAAGUGGCAAGAAAUCAAAGGCAGAGGAUAUCGUGAUCUACCUAAAGAAGUGCAUUGCCAAAAUUACAGUAGAAGCUCUUCUACUCAAUCUGCUCAAGAUGGGUUUUGAUGUGCAGAGCAUUCAGCCGACGGCAAACAAGAACGGUCCAUAUCACUAUGCAGCCAAUGCACGGCUCAAAGAUAUAAUGCAGCUGCUGAUCGAGCACGGCAUUCAGGGCAUCGAGUCACUGGAUGACACCGGCCACAUGCCUGUGGAGAAGAUGCUCAAGAUACUGCUGGAUCCACAGGCUGUGGCUGUAGAUGACAUGCUGGUCGUUGAUCAAAUUGCCUCACUCCUCAUUGACAGUAUGACGGGCAAGGUUGUGCGCAAUUUGUUUCAGGGAGUGUCGUACUGGCGAGAAGUACCGUCAGAUGUUUGUCAUCUUCUCGAUUUGGACGAGCAGGUGUUGGACAAUCACACUCUCCCAGUGUAUAACUUUUACCUGUUGCUGACAAUGAAGGCCGGCAAGGGCAGUUCAGAGCAUAGGGCAAGGGCACCUCAAACCUGCGCAUCCAUUCUCAAGGGCUGCAUGGUGCAAGAUAUGACCGCAAAGACCACGACGUUUGAUCUGUCCAUACUGGAGGCUGACAGUGAAGGACACCAGCCAGCCACAGUUGACUACAACCCGACAAAUACUGUCUUCCAAGAAGUUCUCAAAAACAAGGAUUUGCGAUCGACGGAUCCAGCUCGUGUCCUGCUUCACCUGAAGUGGAAUCUGUACGGCUGGAGCUACGCAAUGGAGCGCGGCAUCCUCUUCUUCCUGCUCGUGCUCACGUACAGCUUUGCGUUCUUUGCUGCGGCUCACGAGCGUGUGUCUGGGUACGAGUCUCCGCAGCACAUGCACGGCAACCCGCUCGAGUAUCGCAGCUCUCUGAGCCACGCGCGUGCUGCGUGCGAAGUCAUCAUUAUCCUGAACGCCUUCUUCAGCCUCUACAUGCACAUCACCAAGGUGAUGCAUGCGUACAUGCUGAGAAACGGAAGGGCCUACUUCCAGCAGCCAAGCAACUGGAGUCAGUGGAUUACCAUAGGAACGGUGUUUACACUGGUCGUGUUACGCAUCACCAACUCAGAUGCCCAGUGGUACUUAGCCUCAGUCUUCUACACAUUCACCGUCCUCAGACUGCUCUUCACUAUCUCAUUCUUCGAGCCGUUUGGCAUCUACAUGCAAAUCAUAGUGAAGAUGAUAGUACGCGAUGUAACCAAGUUCAGUCUGGUGUACAUCAUUAGUAUCUUGGCGGUCACUGGUGGCCUGUAUCUAUCCCUGGUAGCCACUACUACUAACACACUGCCCACAGGAACAGAGCUAGAUGCUGAUCCUGUUCUGCUAGGAACUUACGGACGGAUUUGUUACAGUGGCUUUCGCACACUGGUGGGCAGCGGAAUUAGCCAAAUUAACUACAUCAAAGGUUUCAACUUCUUGUCCGUGGCACUCAUCAUUGCGUUCCUGUACUCGACAUCGCUCUUUCUCAACUCCAUCCUAGUGGCUCAGCUCAGCGAGACGUACCAGGCGGUCGCCAAUGAGGCUCAGAGUACCUUAGAGAGUACUUGGGCAAUGUACAUCCGCCGAUGCGAGAGAAUGGACGGUGUGGAGCUGUUGGAAAACACGUUUGGCAACAGUAGCAUCCUUGUGAUCCUGCUGCGUUUCCGAUGGUUACUGGGAAUUCCCAAACGCCAUCGAGUGAAACGUCUGAGCAAGUGGAAGAACAACUCAACCUUUACAGAUCAGCAAUUGCAGGAAAUGUUGGGCAAUUGGGAAAAGCCAGCCAACAGACUGCUCGAGUGGACGGAGCAAUUGGAAUCGAAGAGCAAGGAUAAGAGAGAUGCGGACCUCUCGAAAAACGUCCGGCUGCAAUUGGAACAGCAGAAGGUAAUGCAGGCACAGCUCACUCUGAUUCUGAGUCACCUGGGUAUUCCAGACACGGCCGCUGCUGCCUCUACAGCUCUUGAGCCCCUUGUACCAACCACCCCACCACCAUCACAACCUUCAGCAGGGGAUGGUCAAAGUUGAGCCUGUGUCAGCCCUCAGCUCUUCCUAAUUCCAUAACAUGCUAGAUUUUGUCGUGAAAUCAAGCGAGAUAUUUGCAACUGCAUUCUGAUCAACAGCAUGAUAGUGCAGAUUGGAUACAGAGCGAGUCCUGGGUUGAUGUCUGCUUUGUUGCAUAGCAAUGUAGGACAUCCACCGCAAUCACAUUCCUAAUGCUCUAUUCCCAUCUAGUGAAACGACACAUUUUGACACAAAUGGAUAGGUUAGAACGUAGCAUAAACUGUGGAUGAACACCAGCAGCAGUCUAACUAUCUCCGUACUGUCGUGCAUGACGGCUAGGCAUUUACGCACUAGAGAAAAGUUGCCAGUACAGCCUAGUGUCACAUUGAAAGGUUUUGUUAAGUUUUGCGAGUGGUUUUUGUGGGUUUUUUAAAUAUAGUUUGUGGUUUUUGUGUUUUUUUUAAAUAUAUAUAUAUUUUAGUACGCAAUCUAUAAUUAUGACAUACAUUGUGUUGUUUAGAUUUGGAAACAGAGUGAUAGGAAUUUAGGAUAUUAGGAAUGCAUAACUUGUACUUCAGUAACUCUAACUAGGCUGGCUUCGAGGCUUUUUUUAAUUCCGUUGCUACUACCCAAUUCUGGAAAGAUGGUAUUAUCUCUACUUGCUAUGGAACAAUGGUAUUUCUCUCUAUCUCUGUCUUCGCUAUGCUGACUUUCAACUUACUGCUUUCUAUGUUUGUAUGCAGUAUACAUGCAGAUAUCCAGGUUCC
This is a messenger RNA of Sycon ciliatum, 4364 nucleotides long. RefSeq lists its product as uncharacterized. The record is from RefSeq and is a predicted model, not a curated record. Gene Ontology annotation, molecular function: monoatomic ion channel activity. Gene Ontology annotation, biological process: calcium ion import across plasma membrane. The transcript has 17 exons. The coding region runs from base 745 to 3621 and encodes 958 amino acids. Gene Ontology annotation, cellular component: plasma membrane. Lineage: Eukaryota; Metazoa; Porifera; Calcarea; Leucosolenida; Sycettidae.